GAUAGCUGGUUURGAGACCAUCAGUUCUUAGGGGAUCUCAAAACCAAAUUCGCAAGGAAUUUUUUGGUAUCCUCUCGUACCAAAUAACCGGACUGUGUCAAGACUGGCCGCCUGGCGUCCAUCUUGCUGUUGAGACUAGUGUUUUUCAAGGAUUUUGGGGCGUUMCUUGAUAAAUCAAAGGUCGAGUGGCUGGAGUUUCAAGAGAUCGAUUUCUACGCAUGCGCCGAUUUGAGUCCGCUGGAGUCGAGUUUUUUGUUAUGGUGGUAACACUCGAGUGACCCGUUAAAGGGAGCAAGUCAUAACGAUAGUGAUAUCAUGACAAAAAUCACGUCAUAUUGAACCAAAGACGAUCCUCCCGUCCGCUUGCAUAGCUCUUCCAUCAACAGGAAGUUAGGCCAAGUGGAGAGCAAGGAGGGCGAGGAGGAAGGACAAUAAACUGUUUUUAGUGAUGCCCAAAUCUUUUCUUGUCAAGAAAACAUCGCUUGCAAAACGACGACUGUCACAAGAAGCUGAUCACGAUAACGAUGCUCUGGAUUCAUCURAGGAUAGAGAUGGGAUAAAAGCAGCGUUUAUUCCGAGGGUAAUAGUUUCCGGCAAUGGUAGCUAUGGCAAGACCAGUCCCUAUUCCGUAAUCCACAGCAAUCCUGCUACCUACUCAAACAGUUUUACUGGAUUUCACCACAACCUCGACACGCAUGGGCUUCAUACACUUGCAGACCUUUGCCUACGUUCAGAUUACAACCCGCCAUUACAGAUAAGCACACACAAUAGCCCAAUAGCACAUAGCUAUGCCACAAGUGAACAAGUCAAAACCGAGUCGUUUAGUACAAGUAGAGAUAAUGAUCUUUCUCCCGUGGCGUCGGACGGAGACACCGAGGAUAAAGAAGCCCGGGCAACUAAAAUGAUCGAUGUUGUAGGGGAAGACGACGAACGAAAUCUCGCAGUUGGUGUGCAAGGUGUAAAUUCDCAAAGACUGGAAAGACUUGAUGAUGAAUUGGAAAAAAUGCUGCAAGGCAAUGAUGAAAUUAUUAGCAGAGAAAUCCGAGAAUUUCUCGAUAACAACAGAACAUGUCAAAAAGAAGCAGCUCGAGUAUCGACAUUGAGUCAAUCUGAAAUCGCACGAUUUCUUAACGAGGGCCUUGAUAUAAAGGAAGAGAAGAAAACGAAGUUUUAUCGCUGGUAUCUGGAAAAGAAGCUUGGGGCGAUGGAUCCUGAUGAUGAAAGUUUCACAUGUUACAAGUGCGGUAAGAUAUUCGCSUAUCAAAACUAUCUCGARCGACACGUUAAGUACGUUUGCCCGGAUAAAACUGGGAGRACAUGGAAGUGCUCCUACUGCAGUAAAGCAUUCCAAUAUCCGUGUUAUUUAAGAAGACAUAUGAGAUCUCAUACAGGUGAAAGUCCUUACAAAUGUACACAAUGUUCACGGGCGUUUGUUCGGUCCACCGACCUCCAAAGACAUCUGCGCAACCAUACGGGCGAGAAGCCAUACAAAUGCAAGGAAUGCUCACGCGCCUUUGCACGCUCCACUGACCUCAAACGGCACAUGCGCACUCAUACAGGUGAAAAGCCAUACAAGUGUUGGCAGUGUUCGAAGGCGUUCUCACAGUCAGGAAGUCUUCAAACUCACUUGCAUACCCACUACAAGGAAUCCCUUCAAAUGAAAGGUGUUCUUCCAGAGUCGGGAAAAACACACAAGACAUGAGAUGCCACUUAUGCGAUCCUGUCAACAGCCAAUCAGUGGCCCAGCACUUACUAUACUGGUACCCGUAUGUACGGUCAUGGGCUAUGAUAUUAUUCCAUUGUCAAGGUAACACUGAGGAAUCAUGGGAAUUGAGGUAAAAGGUGAUAGCAAUAAGAAGUUAUCGGAUAAGGUUUAAUAAAUCAUCAAAAAGGGCAUGGAACAUAAACAAAGCAAUGCUUUGAAUUUACUUUCAUUAUAUACUUUAAAUUAUCUAAAAUAUAUUUUUGUGCUAAAUGCUUUUGAUACAGCAGAUUGACAGUUAAGCACAACGUUAAUUAUUUGUCAAACUUUUUGACACAAACUUUAUAUACCUCUCAACCUUUUUCUUCGCUUCGCUGAAUUCUUUUGGUUGAAAACCCCAUCACUCUUCCAAUCACAUCAUCCAGCAUUUAGGAAAUCAUAAUCAUUAUAAUGCAGUUGACAAUUUUGAAAAAUGACACACAAUUUUGAAGCAGAGUUCGCAAUGGCAAUUGCUAUUCACAUCGAUCGGCCAUUUUUUGAAGCUUUCUAUUUCGUACUGUAUUUUAGGUUUUGAAUACCGUACUAAUGAUACAAUUAUUGUGGAAAAAAACAGUUGUCGCGAAUAAGCUGAAAUUGCACAAAGAGUUUUCUUUUCUCUCAUGUCUUUAACCACCCCUUCCUCUUGUUCAGUGUUGCCUCCUUUUUUAACCUGCAUCUGUUACAUCGACGACUACCAUGAUCUUUGCAUCGUGGAAUAGGGGAAGCAAUGGCUUCAAUAUGUAAAGAUAUACGAUCUUAUAGAGAACAUAAUGAACAUUUAGCAAAGGCGAUCCAACACAAUAACAUUAUUUUCGACAUUKCUGCAAAUAUUUGUUUCACAGUGACUCGUAACAGAAAAUUCACGCAGUUUUCUUUUCUUUUCUUUUCUUUUUUCCCAUCCCUUCUUUCUCUGUCCCUGUUGUUAUUCCGCAUUAAGGCAACCCGUAAAAAAUAUUCACCAAUCAUUAAGAAAUGAGCGAAGCCAAGGAAUGGUUAAUAACAAUAUUUUACUAUGUAAAUAAAAGAACUAGUUUAGCAAUAUAUAAGAUAUUAUAUAUCACUUUGGUAUUUUUGUCUUAAAAAUGAAUUAGCUUUUUAAGCACUUUAGACUGAUUAUAUUAAUCAGAUAUUAUUAAUGGAUUAUUAGUCGAGAUAGUGGWAGAAAGCUGUGAUAAUUAUUCGUAGAAUAGAUACAUCAAAAACUAAAUCAGUUAAUUAUAAUUUUACUCUACACCUUUUUCGCCAUGCAGCCCGUAAAGACCUAAAAGAAUUUCGGUAAUGUUUUGAUGAUAUUUGUGAUAUUUGCUUUGGAGCAGCUAUUUGACAAUGAAGCAACAACAUGAUAGGCGGUUGUACUAGAACUAGAUUGGCUGCAAAAUUACGUCAUAAACACACUUACUAGAAUGCUUUGCCCAAAGACCUUGUGCUCUUUGUGCAAAAUUACGCCAUAAACACACUUACCAGAAUGCUUUGCCCAAAGACUUUUUGCUCUAUGAUGCUGAAAAGUGUUGGUAGCUGCAGAUCACAUAGUGCAAAUUUCCUUUUCGCCAUUGAUGAGAUUUGUUUCGGUUCGAAAAACAUUACYGAGAUUCUUUGGAGUAAUAAGAGCAAGACUACUAUCUAGUCUUCCAUGACGAUUAUUGAACUAGGUGUAGCUUAAUCAACUACAGAAAAUUAAGAAUCCAUUUUAUGUAUUAUAUCUGCUUCGGGCAAUACAAAAUAGCAACUGACCGGUUUUUAUCUUUUUCUCCUUUURCUAAAUUGCAUGUAAACGCUACCRCAUGUAAAUUUUCAACACAAGCGUCUUUAUCGGUAAAGCUAUAUAGACCUUUCCGUUUUGUGAAGAGCCAAGCCUUAUCUUUGAUCUAACUCUGUAUCGACUCGUAGGCAGAGAAUAUUUCUGUGGAGUUAAUUGAAGUAUACUAGAUUUCCCUUCCACUCAGGCUGAAUCAAUUGUUUSGUAAUGGCUUGCAACGAAUGGUAUAUAUGGACUUGUACAUAAAGCUCAAUCAGUUUCCUUUUUUCACUAUGAAAGCUCAAAACACCUUUAAGGCGCCUUUUCCAUUUAAACAUGCUUUUCUACUUUUUGCUUUUUUUGCUUUUCAAACGCCUAAAAAUGGUUWAGCACGUGUUUUUAUCACGUGAAUUUACCAUGUGCAUGGUUUUAUCACAUGACUUUCUCAAACGCUGAUAUCAUGCGAUUUUGUCACGUGAUCAAUACAGUAUCACAUGACCUUAUUUAAACAAUACAGCAGUUGAUUCUGUGAUUGCUGCCCGCGAAAUGGAUGUUCCUAAAAGCAAAUAGUUGCACRAGGACGCAGUUCGAUGGCGACUACGAAUUUUUGAUKAACAUCCAGUUUUCAAMGGCAACUAUCACAGCGAAAUGCWCRAGAUUUUAACUGCUCUAUUGUUUUUAUUAUUCAACAACAAAAGKCGGGCUCUAUGCACUAAUAGUAGCCUUCCGUSGCGGCAACUAUUGCGUAACGUKGUCGACUCUCCACCAAUGAUAGCGGAGGAAAMUUUGUUGUUGAAUUACAAGACGUGAUAGAUGCUCCUUGUUAAUCAUGUGAUUSUUAUAAGGUCAGCGUGUAGCGGGUGGAUUUAUGAUCAAUUGGAUUAGUUAAUUACAUUUUAUUUUUGGUCAUUUUCAUAUUUGAUAUGUACUAUUCAUGUAAAUACCUUAUAUCGCACGUACAAAUAUAUUUAUAUACGUUCUUAGUUUCAAUUUAUUUUUUUGCUUUUAAACUUCAAUUUAUAUAAUAUCAUUGCAAUUUCGUAUACUGUAGUUAAAGCCAUUAAAGAAUUGACCUUUUCCUACACAUUUAAAGGCCUAUAUUUUGCUUGGUAUUUCUAUGGUAUUUUUGUUAUCAUCAUUCAUAGGUGAAAACAAGUUGCAAAAAACAUUAUGAACACUUGAGCACUUUACCCAAUUAGCCGCUCCCCUUACCCCUUACACAAAAAAAAGAGAAAAAAUGAUUUGUUGUACAAAUCUAAUGCAUUCAGGCAAGAGUAAAGUGAGAUUAUAUCGAUCCAACUUCAACGACCCGCAAACUCGUCGCGCAACGUAGACUUUUCGUGCCACGGACUAAUCAUAAUUUAGUUAUACUCAUCCUGUUUUUUUGGGACAGGUUUUCACCUUAAGAAUAUAUCACUUUUGAACAGUUAGCAGGUGUUGUCUAAAACAAAUGGCACUCUAUCAACUGAUCAGAUGUGAUAUGAGCUUGUGAACUCACUUGACAAAUGUGGGGCCAGUUUGUACGAUGGGUGAAUAGCCCUAUCCAAAGUAUGAAUCCCWGCAAAAUCUAUAUAGUGGAUAAACUUUGUACUCGGUAGGUUCAACUGGCCCUUGAUUUGCACAUUAUUUACAUAGGAAAUAAGAAUACAUUUAGAGCUGAUGGAGUCCAGUUGUGUCGCCUAAAACUACCCUUCACGAGGUGGAGUGACAUAACGACAUAUAGAUUAAGRGAAUCAUAAACCCGUGAAAUAGAUACUUAACAAAUACAUAUAUUUGUCGCAAGUUGUAUGUUUUCUUUUGUGUUUUUAGGAUAAUAUCCUAUUUGGUAUUUAUUUCACGGUCUUAAUGAGCCCAAUCCAAGAUAGAUUACAUUGCAUUACUUACGUCGUUAUGUCAAUGUCAAUACGUAUGUGGCUAGUGUACCUUUUACUAGAAUAGAGGUUUAGCRUCAACACGUCACCCAUGUAGCAACCAUUGCUAGGACGCCUUGUUGAAAGGCAUGUACAUCUAAUAUGAAAAAAGACUGAAACGAAUGAAUUUAUGAUUAUCGUUCCUACUCAGAAAGACAGACAUUCAUCUUUSGGCUUAUCGGAUUUACAUGCCAUCCAACAUGGUGGCCUAGAUAGCAACAGUUGCUACUUGAGUCACAUGGUGUAAAACCCCUAUACCAAGAAUUCCAAAUCAGAAACAGUUUUGGUGAACUUAUAAGAAAUGCAUUAUACGCUAACAAAGUGUAUAAAAUCCUUAUACUACAUCUGUCACGAUUCCUCUUUGGCGAUACUAUAAAAAUAACCUCUGUAGAAACGGGAUUUAAAACGGUGAAUUCUGAUUGGUCUUCUAGGGCAUUAACUGGACGUACAAAAACUCACCGGACCACCAAAAACAGCACUUAAAAGUAUUGKUUUACGUAUCUUUACGUAUCAUAGCAAAACUACUGGCCAUAAAUUAUGAUAAAUCUUUCCCAGAGCUGGUCUCUUUGCACUUAAUUAAACUGUUAUAACUGAAA
Molecule: messenger RNA, 5982 nt
Organism: Exaiptasia diaphana
Lineage: Eukaryota; Metazoa; Cnidaria; Anthozoa; Actiniaria; Aiptasiidae
Product: zinc finger protein 165
Exons: 6
Coding region: 449-1702 (417 amino acids)
Biological process (GO): regulation of transcription by RNA polymerase II; positive regulation of DNA-templated transcription
Cellular component (GO): nucleus
Molecular function (GO): DNA-binding transcription factor activity, RNA polymerase II-specific; RNA polymerase II cis-regulatory region sequence-specific DNA binding
Source: RefSeq, a predicted model, not a curated record